UUUAGACACACUUAGGAUUUCUGCGCAGCCGGUCGUCCGUCGUGUCUAUAACACAUCGAUUUAAUCGCAUAACAUAACAUAUAUUAUUAUAGUAUUAUGUUAUGUUAUAUUUAUAACUAUAAUAUAAAGUAUUUCGCAGAACGUAAAAUACAUAUCACAAUAUAAUAAUAUAUUUUAUUAUUGUAUGUGUUGUGUAGGUACAGCGUGUCGUUGGUUUUGCAUUGUGCACCGCUGCACUUGCACAAUUUUUCACCACGCGUGUUUAUUAUUGCCAUCGUGAAGUAGUAUAAAGCAAAAUAUGAUAUCGAUAAGUCAAUAGAGUAAUGAUUUCAAACGGUUAAAUUAUAACAAAAUGUAUUCAACUGUCAAUUAUUGAGAUGUGAUUUCGGUUAAUUAAUAUACUAUUACAGUGCGCUCGUUCUACGUUAUCCGCUUAACUUUAAUAUAAUCAAUAUUGCUUAAUAUUUGCAUUUUGUUGUUGCGGUUGGUGUAGAUCGACUACUGAUCUGUGUUUGCGCUGGAGGACGUCCACAGUUUUCACCGGCGAUUGAUUUCCAUUGUGACAGCUCAAACGUUUUACGAUAACGAAAAAUCAUAGUGCGGCUGUCUACAAUUAUAGUUGCAGUAUCGGCGUGUUGAUGGCCAUUUACUCAACCAUACCGGUAACAACGGUGACAAUGGUACUGGAAACGCGGUAACGGCAACGGCUGCCUACUUGUUCGUAAUUGCAAGUACAUGUGCGGGAUAGUGUGCUUACGAGCACUGGAAAAGGCGGUCUUAUUGGGCGAUGAUACGCGUCCGGCGGCGUGUGCCAAAAGCCCGUGGCCAAUGAUCGUCGUGACCCGUGACAACCACAGUAGAAGCGCUGCAACCACAACCACGGUGGCAGUAGCAGCGGCGGCAACGGUAGCGGUGGCUCAGCAGGUCACCACUUGGUCCUCCGGUUCGCCCGCGGCAGUCUGCAAGAUGCGCUCGUUCGCCGCGGUGACCGCCAUCACCACCGUCGUCAGGCUGACGGCCGUACUUUUGCUACUGAUGGCGUUUGCGCGCCCAGCCACCGCCAUAGGAGAGCUCCAGGGCCAGUACAACAGCCCAUAUCCAGACAUUUGCCCCAGUGAUAUAUAUUGUCACGGAGAACUUCUAGACGAUAUACAAAUGCAACAGUUGUAUCCAGACUCCAAAACAUUCGUAGACAAAAAGUUACGUCGGAGUGAAGCUGAAAUCGUAAAAUCGUAUAGGGAAUUGAAAUUACGAAAUAACGGUCGAGUGCCUACUCGUGGUGUACUUUCCAAAUUUGUUGAUGACAACUUCAGUGAUGACCCAUUGGUCGAGUGGAUGCCGCCUGAUUUUGUCGAGACUCCCACUAUCAGUACUUACGUACAAGAUCAAAAUUACAAGAUUUGGAUCUUACAACUUAAUCAAAUAUGGAAGAGAUUGGCCCGGAGGGUGGAUGAAGACGUUAAAGUAAACCCUGAUCGUCAUUCAUCCAUUUAUUUGCCGAAUGGAUUCUUCAUAGCUGGUGGCAGAUUCACUGAACUCUAUUAUUGGGAUUCGUAUUGGAUCAUAAGAGGAGCAAUACUGUGUGACAUGAAGGAUUCUGCCAGAGGAAUCAUACAAAAUUUCCUUUACUUGGUUCACCGCUUUGGUUAUGUACCGAAUGGAAGUAGAAUUUACUAUUUAAUGAGAUCUCAGCCACCACUCCUCAUCCAAAUGGCUGCAUCGUAUUAUACGUAUACAGACGAUUUGGAAUUUAUCAAGAAAAACAUACAAUAUCUGGAAGCAGAAUUCAAUUUUUGGAUGACAAACCGAACGAUAAAAGUUGAAAAGGCAGGUAAUACUUACGUUAUGGGACAGUACAACACACAUACCCGGGGACCUCGACCCGAAUCUUAUUAUCCAGACAAAACCUUAGCUAUGCCUCUUUCUACCGUAGACGACAAAAAUGAGUUAUAUUCAAGAUUAAAAGCUGCUGCCGAAACGGGAUGGGAUUUUUCGACCAAACAUUAUAAUAAUUUUGGCCAAAACACUGGUGAUUUGUCUAAUACGGAUCCUCAGAAUUUUAUUUACGUAGAGUUAAAUGCAAUAUUACAAGCUAAUGCAGUAGUUCUUGCUCAACUGUUUAAAUUACUGGGCAAUGAUGCUAAAUUCAAAUAUUAUAAUGACAUCGGUCACCGUUUUCAGAUUGGAAUAAACGCGUUGUUGUGGAAUGAAGAAGAAGGUAUUUGGUUAGAUUAUGACUUAACCACUAAACUGAGUCGUAAGUAUUUCCAUGCUUCCAAUUUUGCACCAUUGUGGACUGGUAGUUACGAGAAAAAACUUAGAACGUUUUAUGGUAAACGGGCGGUGGACUAUUUGAUAGUUAACGGUGUUAUCAAUCAAGAUGGAACUCCAAAACUAAUUUGUGUACCAACAACUAAUGUGAACUCUACUCAACAAUGGGACUAUCCGAAUUGCUGGCCUCCACUUCAAGCCAUGGUAAUCCAAGGUUUAGACCGCACAAACUACAAACCUGCCCAGACUGUUGCUAUAAACUUGGCCAAGUCAUGGAUAAACACUAAUUACGUCGGAUACAUAACCAGUGGCACUAUGUUUGAAAAGUACAGUGCAAUCGAAGUGGGCACGACCGGCGGGGGUGGCGAGUAUACGCCUCAGACUGGAUUUGGAUGGACAAAUGGUAUAGUGUUCGAACUUUUCCGAAGAUGGGGACACCUAUUUCGAUCAACUUAA
Myzus persicae (green peach aphid) is the source of this 2727-nucleotide messenger RNA. RefSeq names its product trehalase-like. NCBI's taxonomy places the organism in Eukaryota, Metazoa, Arthropoda, Insecta, Hemiptera, Aphididae. Bases 736 to 2727 code for a protein of 663 amino acids. The transcript has 11 exons. Gene Ontology annotation, biological process: trehalose catabolic process. The record is from RefSeq and is a predicted model, not a curated record. Gene Ontology annotation, molecular function: alpha,alpha-trehalase activity.